AUGAGAAGCCCCGAAGACAAAGCUCUCUAUCGCAGCCACGUGUUCAAGUUGGCCCAAGGUAGAGCGAUUCCGGUCUCUCAAACGGAAUUCUGGCUGUAUUUCUGGACGCAACCGGAAUCCACAACUGAAAUCUUUAGUGCAGCAUCAAUCGCCGAGUGGCGGACCAUAAGGGACCAAAACCCCGUUAAUGUGUAUACUUUGUUGGUAGUAUUGUUCCGUCGAAUAGUGGGGUUCAAUUUAUCCAAUGCUCCUAACCUCAACCAAGCUUCAACCAAGUUACUUAAUUGCAUUCGACUCGUCACAAGAGUCCUACCCGUUUUAUAUGGGAGUCAUGAGUAUGCUUCUGUGUAUGAGUUCCAACUCUUUUGGAACGAGAAAGACUAUGACCCUGUUGAUUUAAUCGACAAGGACAAGUUGGCUUCUGCUUCCACCACGGGGGGUCCUUACAAUACCCCUGAAAAGGUGUUUGGGGUUACCAUCGUGCGGUGUUUGGUAGACUUACUUUUUGUUAGGGGGUUCACCAUGUCGCGGUUUAGGUCAGAUACCCUAUGGGAAAAAGGCAUCAGUGGUAGCAGUAGCAGUCACAGCCACAGUAACAGUGGUGACAGUUCUACUGCUCCCAUUGAUUCCAUUGUAGACUGCAACAGAUCAGAGGUCCUAAAAUUAAUUCUUACUUUGUUCAGUUCCACCAUGUACCAGAAACUUGAAGAUGUCACUUCUGAAAAUAACAACUUCUUAUUGCUCUUCAUCACCAGUUGUCCCAAGCAAAAGUUGUUGGAUUUGACUGCCUCGUUGCUCAACAUUGUGUGUCGUUCGGGGUCCAACUCAAGUAGUACCAAUGGUUUAGACUUCUCGACCCAAGAACAGUUGGAAGCUCGUCAUAUUUGUGUGGUUCAAGCUGCUCAACUCUUGACGUUAAUGACGGUGUUCCCGAUAAGAGAUAGUGCUGAAUUGAUCACCAAUUUCCGUUUAUAUUCAGCCUCCAAACCUUAUAACAUGGUCAGAGUGUUUUUGGGGAACAUCAAGAGCGAAACAGACUUGACUUAUUUGGCUAAUAGCUUAAUGAAUAUCAUCUUACAACCUUUGGCAUUAGCAGAUUCCACAAAUUAUAAUUUUCAAAUGGGAGGAAGAACCAUCCAGCCAGCUCCAUGGGUUCCAAAUGUCAUAAUGCUAACAUGGGAGUUACUUCAAUGUAAUUCAAGACUUAGAGCCAUCAUUGCAAAGAAGCACGCUCCUAAAUUGCUUAUUGGACUCACAUAUAAUACCAUAACGUUUUGGAAUGCAUCUCAUCAUUCGAAUUUGGUCAGGGUGUCGUUGUUCUUUAUGUUAUAUUUAUCUGCUGAAUUGAAACUCAUAGCCAGCAUUUUCAGACCAUUAAGUCGAACUCUUUAUGAAUCAUUACCACGAAGUUUCCAUCUUCCUUAUUAUCCGCAAUCAACCAGAGACUUUUUGAUUGUUCAUUUAUGUCGUACAUUGACAAGUGCAUUCCCUCAGCAAACCUCGUCACCCAGCAUUAAUAACAAUGUUAAUACUCAUUAUCAUACAAAAAAUACAAUGACAGACUCAAUCUUGACGACCAUAGUUGAAAUAUUGUACAACCUUAUUCCCUGUGUUUCUCCCAUUGCAUUUGAUCAAGAAGAUGACCCCACCAAACGAUUAUCUAAUUACAAUAAAGAUGGUGGAUUGGCAUACACCACCAGUUGUGAAUUGAUUCUGUUAUUGGAUAAACUUUCCAAUCGACAGUUCCUAUUGGCCAAACCACUGCACAUUGAUUUGCUUGCCCUAUUAGUUAGAGUAACUUGUGUGGUGGGGAUUAAAUAUCCUCAACAAUCUAGAAUGCAUUUAUAUGCCAUGAAGAAAAAUCAAAAAUCUUUUAUUAAUAUUCAAACCACCAUGAACAGUUUCAGCUCCGAAUACUUUAAAGGGAAUCUGUUACGAAUUAUUUCCGAUACGGUUGGAACUCCAAUUUCUGUUGAUGCUACUUCCCCUACAGUUAGGACCACCAGUACGUUAAACAAUUUGGAAAACUCAGUUGAUGUCAUGCCGUCCUUAUCAAGAACAGCAUCUCAUAGAUCGGAUCAAAUGUCUAUAACCUCAUCGCAGUACAUACAAGAUUCAGAGAUCAAUGAGGCAUUAUUUAUUCAAAGUUUAAACAGACAAGAAACCAAUUAUACUCGGUCAAACUCCAUUUAUUCAUCCACAAUCAUCCAACAGGAAGAGAAUAGAGAACUCCUCGAUGAUGAUUUGGAAUCGUUGGUAGUAUCGGAAGACGAAGUAGUUGACGAAGCCUUACAUCCAAGGUUACCAAUUGGGAUGUCUAAGGAUGCACGAGAGAAAUUACCCAUAGAUGCUCCGUUAAAGAAAGUAUGGGCAGGGAAUGAGCCUCUUAAAAUCAUCACCACAAUCAUAUUACCAUAUUUUGAAACCCCCUCGACUACAGCUACAGUUACAGUUCCUAUAGACGGAUACACUUGGAUCAAUGACUUUGAUCUGACUAAAUUCUCCAAGGCAAUCUUACAAUACAAGACCAAGAUACCCUUGGAGUACCUCUCUGACACACCAUUGGAACCAUUGGAGUUUCUCUGGAGUCACAUCUCCCUUGGAUGGUAUAUUUCUAUCGUUUGGAGCAACAUCUAUAAUACUAACCAUAAUGUGAAGACAUACAUUAGUCAGAACCAGAACAUUAUGAACAGUUUAUCGACCGGGCUUGCCUCUUUAGGCAAGUGGACGGGACUAGUGAAACAAAAGGUAACUAACGAAUAUGUCCCCCUUGAAUGGACAAGAAAGUCUUUGACCACCAUCAACCAUUGGUUUGGGACAGAGAUUAAAUUAUUCAAAGUCAAUGAAGCACUUAAUGAUGGGAUCUUUGGGGCCAUAAGUAGCAAAUUGACCAACAUCACGGGAGGAGUCAAUGGGAAUGGAGAUUCCCCUACGUUAUUCCGAAAACUUAAUGAAUCUCGACAGAGAAAUGGCAGUCACCCAACCAUAAUAGAAGACACAGACACCAGAUUAGGUCGUCAACAGAGGAACUCAUUAACUUCAUUGCAUUCAUUGAACACCCUCAAUAGAUCUAGAGCAAGUACGCCUAGAAACUCCAUGUGCAUUUAA
Molecule: messenger RNA, 3108 nt
Organism: Lizanozyma spartinae
Lineage: Eukaryota; Fungi; Ascomycota; Pichiomycetes; Serinales; Debaryomycetaceae
Exons: 1
Coding region: 1-3108 (1035 amino acids)
Cellular component (GO): Golgi medial cisterna; Golgi trans cisterna; membrane
Source: RefSeq, a predicted model, not a curated record